Phycodurus eques (leafy seadragon) is the source of this 1293-nucleotide messenger RNA. RefSeq names its product myeloid-associated differentiation marker homolog. Gene Ontology annotation, cellular component: membrane. Lineage: Eukaryota; Metazoa; Chordata; Actinopteri; Syngnathiformes; Syngnathidae. Bases 152 to 1012 code for a protein of 286 amino acids. The transcript is spliced from 2 exons. The record is from RefSeq and is a predicted model, not a curated record.
CAUGUUCACAUUGUCUCUGUGUGGCUGCAGAUGUUGGCGCAGCACCAGCAGGAUGAGAGCUUGUCACUGAGGCUUGUGUAGUCAAAUACUUGUAGGCUUAUCUAGCAAAUUGGACAGGAGAUCAUUGGAUAUUUAUCACAGAAAAGCAGCUAUGGUGACUCUUGACAUCAGGGCGCUGACGACGCCCGUGGGCAUCGUGCGGAUUGUGGAGGUGAUCCUAACCUGCAUCUCCUUCAGCCUGGCGGCAUCGGUGGCCAGCUCAAAGGACUCCUUCUGGACAUUGUGCUUGUUCAGCUGGUGUUUCUGCUUCGUCGUCACCAUCCUCAUACUCUUACUGGAGUUCCUUAGUCUCGGCUCCAAGCUGCCAAUUUCCUGGGAUGACUUCACCACUGCCUUUGCCAUGUUGGCCACGCUCAUGGUGCUGAGCGCAUCCAUCAUUUUCGCCAACUACUUCACUUGCUCUUCAUGUUCCACACUGAUCGCCGCUUGUGUGACUUCCUUUCUGGCCUUCAUCUUGUACGCCACCGAGGUUGGCUUGACCCGGGCCAGAGCCGGAGAAAUCAGUGGAUUUCUUUCCACAGUCCCAGGUCUCCUGAAGGUGCUCGAGGCCUACGUGGCCUGCAUCAUCUUCGUGUGCUUGCAGUAUGUCCCGUACGAAUAUUUCCCAGGGCUCCAGUGGUGUGUGGCCGUCUACUCCAUUUGCUUCAUUUUCGCGCUCCUCGUCAUCAUUUUUACCAUCGGCCGACUUCUGUCCCUCUUUCCAGCACCUUUUGACAAAGUUCUUAUUGUGUGCAACGUGUUGGCUGUUUUGAUGUACAUCACUGCUAUGGUCAUAUGGCCCUAUUACAGUUUAAAGGAUAAUCCCAGACCAAGCACCUGCAAUCAGUUUCCACAUUUGUGUCCGUGGAAUUUGUUGGUGGUCAUCACUUUUAUGACCUGUUUCAACCUUAUUGCUUACAUCGUUGAUACAUUUUAUUCCUUCCGGCUGGUCUUCUUCAUGAGUAGAACCUAAUGUCUAGUUUUUACUUCAAGAUUGGAAACAUGUAAUACACAGCCUACUGUGUACCACAUGUGAAACAAUUCCUGGGAAUGUCAAGUGAAUUAUAUGAAGUCCAAAACUAUCUAAUUUCGAGUGAUGUCCAAUUCACAUAUCUUGACAUAUUGUCCAUUUUUUGAUGCAGUGUUGUUACCUGUUGGCGCUUUCACUUUAUGCCACAAACUCAUUCAUUGAUGUGCUAUGAAUGUUAGCAUGAUGUGACAUAUGCUUCAAAUGAAUAAAAAGAUUUUUGUGCA